AUGUCGGCCGAGGAGGGCGCGUCGGCGUCAGCGUCCGCGCCCGCGGCGGAGGCGCCCGCGGCGGAGGGGGCAAUGGGGGCCGAGGAGGCGGCGGCCAGGAAGCGCUACGAGGCGCUGGUGCAGGUGCGCGCCAAGGCCAUCAAGGGCAAGGGCGCCUGGUACUGGGCGCACCUGGAGCCCGUGCUCGUGCCGCCGCCCGCCUCCGGCCAGCCGCCCAAGAUGGCGCGCCUGCGCUGCACGCUCUGCGCCGCCACCUUCUCCGCAUCCAACCCGUCGCGCACCGCCUCCGAGCACCUCAAGCGCGGCGCCUGCCCCAACUUCGCGUCGCCGCUGGCGGCCUCGGCGCCGCCCGUCUCCACAGCGCCGCCGCUCGCCAUCGCCGCGGCGUCCUCCGUCGUGCCCAUCUCCUCCUUCCCGCCGUCGUCGCAGCAGCGCCGCCACUCCACGGGCGGCGGAGGCCGCAAACGCCACGCGCUGGCAGCGGCGUACGCAGCCGUGGAGGCGGCAGCAGCGGCCUCCUCGCAGCACCAGCACGUGGUGGUUGGCGAGCCGGCCAUCUACUCCACGCCGCCCACGCCGCCGGCGCUGCCCGCGCCGCGCCAGAUCCUCUCGGGCGGCCGCGGCGACCUGGGCGCGCUGGCGCGCCUCGAGGACAGCGUCAAGCGGCUCAAGUCGCCCGUCGCGUCACCGGGGUCGAUGCUGCCGCGGCACCAGGCCGAGGCGGCGCUCGCGCUGCUCGCCGACUGGUUCCUCGAAUCGUCCGGGAGCGUCUCCCUGGCCGCGGCGGAGCACCCGAAGCUCAAGGCCUUCCUGCGCCAGGUCGGACUGCCGGAGCUGUCGCGCGCCGACCUAACCCGCGGGCGCCUCGACGCGCGCUACGCCGAGGCCCGCGCCGACGCCGCCGCGCGCGUCCGGGACGCGCGCUUCUUCCAGCUCGCCGCGGACGGGUGGCGCGACCAGGUCGUCACGCUCGCCGUCAACCUCCCCAACGGCACGUCCGUCUUCCACCGCGCCGUGCCCAUGCCGGCACCGCCGUCGUCCGACUACGCCGAGGAGGUGCUGCUGGACGCCGUGUCGUCCGUCGCGGCCUCCGCCGACCUCCGCCAUUGCGCCGGCAUCGUCGCCGACCGCUUCGGCUCCAAGGCUCUGCGCGAUCUCGAGAGCAAGCACCCGUGGAUGGUGAACCUUUCGUGCCAGGCCCACUGCUUGGCACGCCUGGCGAAAGACCUGGCGCGCGAGCUCCCUGUGGUCCACUCCGCCGCCACCAAUUGUGCCAAGAUGGCCGCCUACUUCAACGCCACUCCGGCCGUGCGCGCGCUGCUGCAGCGGCACCAGGACCAAGAGCUUGGCCACGCUGCUGGGCUCCUCCGCGUCGCCGCCCCGCCGUCGAAUGGGAGCGACACCGAAACCAGCGCAGCAUUCGCGAUGCUCGAUGACGUGCUGAACUCUGCACGGCCGCUCCAGCUCUCCGUGCUCGAGGAGCCCUUCAAGCUGCUCUGCAUUGACGACUCCACCGCGCGGGAGAUCGUGGACAUGGUGCACAGCGCGGCGUUCUGGGCGGAGGUGGAGGCGGCGCACUUGCUGGUGAAGCUGAUCACCGACAUGGUGAAGGAGAUGGAGACCGAACGGCCGCUCGUCGGGCAAUGCCUCCCGCUCUGGGACGACCUGCGCGGCAAGGUCAGAGGCUGGUGCCGCAAGUUCAACGUGGACGAAGGCAUCGCCAUGAGCGUGGUGGAGAGGAGGUUCAGGAGGAGCUACCACCCGGCGUGGUCGGCGGCAUUCAUCCUGGACCCGCUGUACCUCAUCAAGGACGUCAGCGGGCGGUACCUCCCGCCGUUCAAGUACCUGACGGCGGAGCAGGAGAAGGACGUGGACAGGCUGAUCACGAGGCUGGUGUCGCCGGAGGAGGCGCACCUGGCGAUGAUGGAGCUGAUGAAGUGGCGGUCGGAGGGCCUGGACCCGCUGUACGCGCAGGCGGUGCAGGUCCGGCAGCCCGACCCGGCGACGGGGAAGAUGAAGAUCGCCAACAAGCAGAGCAGCCGGCUGGUGUGGGAGACGUGCCUCAGCGAGCUCAAGUCGCUGGGCAAGGUGGCCGUGCGGCUCAUCUUCCUCCACGCGACCGCGAUGGGGUUCAGAUGCACGCCGACGAUGACGCGGUGGCUGACCGCGCCCGGGACCUCCUCGUCGCGGGGAAUCGCCCGCGCGCAACGGCUAGUGUUCGUGGUGGCCAACUCGAAGCUGGAGCGGAAGGACCUGUGGAACGACGACGACAGGGACGCGGAGCUGCUCAUGGAGGGAGACGAUGACAUGCUGACUGAUCCGACCACCGCCAUUGUGGUUCCCUCAUCGGUGUAA
Molecule: messenger RNA, 2355 nt
Organism: Miscanthus lutarioriparius
Lineage: Eukaryota; Viridiplantae; Streptophyta; Magnoliopsida; Poales; Poaceae
Source: the annotation of a GenBank genome assembly